Molecule: messenger RNA, 1593 nt
Organism: Esox lucius (northern pike)
Lineage: Eukaryota; Metazoa; Chordata; Actinopteri; Esociformes; Esocidae
Product: proteasomal ubiquitin receptor ADRM1
Exons: 10
Coding region: 107-1336 (409 amino acids)
Biological process (GO): ubiquitin-dependent protein catabolic process
Cellular component (GO): cytoplasm; proteasome regulatory particle, lid subcomplex; nucleus
Molecular function (GO): proteasome binding; endopeptidase activator activity; ubiquitin binding
Source: RefSeq, a predicted model, not a curated record
UUGAGAAUAGGCUAGUAUCACCCUCCUAUCGGAUUGUUGUUUCCGCUGCUGCAUUCUGAUUACAAAACCAUCUGUGUAUCUUCUGUUUUAAAGCUAAAUUGUCAUCAUGUCAGGAGCUCUGUUUCCCAGUCUGGUGUCGGGGUCCCGCGGCUCCUCGAGCAAAUUUCUGGUUGAGUUUCGUGCGGGGAAGAUGACAAUGAAGGGCAGCACAGUGACUCCAGACAAGCGCAAGGGGCAAGUCUACGUUCAGCAGACGGAUGACUCGCUUAUUCAUUUCUGUUGGAAGGAUCGGACCUCUGGGAACGUAGAUGAUGACCUUAUCAUCUUCCCAGAUGAUUGUGAGUUCAAGAGAGUCAACCAGUGCACUACCGGUCGAGUGUUUGUACUGAAGUUCAAGGCUGGAUCGAAGAGGCUGUUCUUCUGGAUGCAGGAGCCCAAGAGCGACAAGGACGAGGAGUACUGUCGUAAAGUGAAUGAGUAUCUGAACAACCCUCCCAUGCCUGGAGCCCUGGGCAGUGGAGGCAGCAGUGGCCAUGAACUGUCUUCUCUAGGGGGAGAGGGGGGACUGCAGAGUCUCCUUGGCAACAUGAGUCACAACCAGCUCAUGCAGCUUAUUGGACCCACUGGACUGGGAGGCCUUGGUGGUCUUGGGGCUCUAGCUGGUCCGGGUCUGGCCAGCCUGCUGAGUAGUGCAGGUCCCGCAGCUGGCAACUCCUCUUCAAGUCCAUCUCAAUCUCCUGCUGUCACCCCCACCUCCACCUCCGCCACCACCCGGCUGGGUUCCUCCCAGGUCCCGACCACACCCAUCACCCCGUCGGCGACAAGUGCCGCGUCCCCCAUGGCCUCGCCCACCACCCCCGUUGGGCCCUCCCUGGCGGCCGGGGCAGUGAGCCCCGCCCAGCCCAUCCAGCUGAGUGACCUGCAGAGCAUCCUGGCAACCAUGAACGUACCGGCGGGCGCUCAGGGAGUGGACCUGACCAGUGUCGUAACCCCCGAGAUCAUGGCGCCUAUCCUGGCAAACGCUGAGGUCCAGGAGAGGCUGCUGCCCUUCCUGCCGUCAGGAGAAUCCCUUCCUCAGAGCACCGACGAGCUCCACAACACACUCAGCUCCCCCCAGUUCCAGCAGGCGAUGAGUCUGUUCAGCAGUGCCUUGGCGUCAGGGCAGUUGGGACCUCUGAUGAACCAGUUCGGCCUGCCAACGGAGGCUGUUGACGCGGCUAACAAAGGCGACGUUGAGGCUUUUGCUAAAGCCAUGGAGACGGACAGCAAGUCGGACCACGAAGAUGACGACACCAAAGACAAGAAGGAUGAUGACGAAGAUAUGAGUUUAGAUUAGGACUUGUGUCCGAAAUCUGUUUUAAUUAUUGUAUUUUAUUUACUGGCUGUGAUUUUAUUUUGUGCUUAAGCUGUGGACCAUUUCCCUCUGCAUUUUGUCCUCAAAUAUUUAAAAGGCAUGUAUUAGCCACCUGUCCCACCUAGUGUGUUCAUGUCUCAGAGCUUGAUGUUUUUGUUGAUACAGUAACAGUACUGACAAAUGCGAGUGCUGACGUGACCUGUAGCUUGCUGAGAAAUAAAUACUAGUCACAGUCUUAA